UCAACAGGGACUCGAACAUAUGCAAAUGUCGCUCAUGAAUAUGAAAUUUCUCAUGGUAAAGAGCCAGAUAGGUGGGAGCUAUUUAAAUUAACACAUCAAAGGAAAGGGUCCCAAGAACCAAUAGAUGCGGCAUCUGCAAAGGCAAUUGCGGAUUUUGAAGAGGCUGAACAAAAGAGGCUAAGCAUGAAUGUUGACAUCACUGCUCCAGAAAUCCGUGAAGAAAUGUAUGCUGAAGUUCUUGGUAAGGAGAAGGGGAAUAGAGUGAGAGGUGUUGGAGCAGGGGUUACUUGGGACGAAGUCCCUGGAAUCCAUGUUGAAGAGGGAGGAGUAUCAAGAGAAGUGAAACAGUUGCGAGAGCAAUUGGAAGAGCAAGCGAAAAAGGCACAAGAGAGAGAAGCACACAUGAUGGAGGAACUACAAAGCAAAAUGGCUGAGCAAACAAAACGGAUGGAACAAAUGUUUGAAGUGAGGUGCGUAGAGAUGGCACUCCAAAAAAUGGGAGAGAUGUUUAAACAAUGCGGAAUAUCAGUGGAUACACAAGAAGAUGUCAUGCAAACGAUGUCUCAGUUUGCUCGUGACAUGCCUCAAAGGCCAUCGACUGUUGCUUUUUCACCAGAUGAUGAUGUCUACCGUCCUACAAUGCCAUUUGAUUGCCCCAAUAUGCAAAUUGAUUAAUCAAGAAUCAUGCCUCUAUCAACCAUUAUGCAACUAGAGCGGGAGCUAAUCUUGUGGAGAUGGUGGUCAUUCCUUCAAGACUAUUAGGAUUUCAAUUCAAUGUCAUGUUAGGAUUUCAAUUCAGUACUAGAUUAGGAUUUGAAUUCGGCAUUUAUUUCAAAUUAUGUAGACCUUAUAAAUAACAAAACUAUUUAUGUACUUCUGGUAAAAUUUCAAUGU
Molecule: messenger RNA, 894 nt
Organism: Rosa chinensis
Lineage: Eukaryota; Viridiplantae; Streptophyta; Magnoliopsida; Rosales; Rosaceae
Exons: 4
Coding region: 184-675 (163 amino acids)
Source: RefSeq, a predicted model, not a curated record